Molecule: messenger RNA, 827 nt
Organism: Temnothorax curvispinosus
Lineage: Eukaryota; Metazoa; Arthropoda; Insecta; Hymenoptera; Formicidae
Gene: Chrac-14
Product: DNA polymerase epsilon subunit 3
Exons: 2
Coding region: 328-720 (130 amino acids)
Biological process (GO): DNA damage response; leading strand elongation; heterochromatin formation
Cellular component (GO): CHRAC; epsilon DNA polymerase complex
Molecular function (GO): chromatin DNA binding; protein heterodimerization activity
Source: RefSeq, a predicted model, not a curated record
CCAUCUUAGUUCCCAUGGGCCGCGUCGUGGUUUUUGUUUGAAUUUCGAACGUUCAGUUGCAUUCGGUUAUCGGUAAAAAUGUAAUUAUUCUGAUUUACCGAUACAUUCGUGAAUUUUCGGAUGUUUGCUACGAGAUUUCAAUUCACUAUUGAUUCCUAUCACGUUUAAAAACGACGAGGAAGUUUAUUUCUUGUGCAGACUGUUAAUUGUCACAAACUUGCUGGCGGGAAAGACCUAACCUCACCGCGUUGUCGAUUUUGAUAGAUAAGUCGGAUAAGCUCCAACACGUUUUCAGAGUAAGAAUUGAAAAAAACAAACGCUAAUUAGAUGGCUGAGCGAUUAGAAGAUCUGAACCUGCCCAAUGCAGUUGUGACCAGAAUCAUCAAGGAAGCUCUACCGGAUGGGGUAACAGUUGGAAAAGACGCCAGAACUGCAGUAGCAAAGGCUGCGUCCAUCUUCAUACUCUAUCUUACGUCGUCUGCCAAUAUAGUAGCUAAGAAAGGCAACCGUAAAACGAUCAGUGGACCAGACGUGAUACAAGCAAUGAUAGACAUCGAGUUUGAUCAGUUUGUCGAUCCACUACAAGAAUCUCUAGAAAACUUUAAAAAGAUUCAGAAGGAAAAGAAGGAUGCGACGUCGAAGAAAAAGCAACAGAAGAAAGAUGAUGAUGAUGUAAAUGGCGAAGAUGAGGAAGCAGGAAGAGAAAUUGUAGUUUUCUAAGAAGUGAGCUUGUCUUAUAUUGUUCUUAAGUUAAUAUAAUAGUUUAUCUAUAAUAAUAAUGAUUUAAGAUUUUAGUUUAUAAUAAAAAUGCUCAAGUGGGAAUAAUA